AAAUAAAAAAUAUGCAUUUUGUUUGUGUUGAUUGUGUAAGCAGCGUCGCUUACCAAGUGACAUAUUAUCAAAGUGUCAAUAAAUAUUGAAGGAAGCAGCACUCGUCAUAAAUCGUCAUAAAUAUUGAAGAAAAACAGCACUAACAUUUAUUUUGUAGGACUAACCAGCACAAGCAAAUGAUAUAUGAAUAAACGUUAGUGCUGAGUUUUACACCCGGAGUCCGCCAGUCUGCUAACGAGACGUCACGACGCGCUCGUCUCCGUGGAGCAGGAAGAGGAACUCUGUUCUGGUUUGUUAUCGUCUGUGUGUGGGGCUGUUCAGAUGCAGCAACAGAGAAGUGACAUUUCUCCGUAUGAUUUGUUUAUUUAGCAAGUAAAUCAGAUAUCACAGCUCUGCUGUACUGUAGGUUCUGAAAGGUCGAGUCUGCGGGUUUUGGAGUCGAGUGUUGAUUGAAUAAAAAUCGAGUCUCCAUGUAUCAUUAAUAAUAAAAGCCGCAAUAAGGAGAAGAUAUAAGCCUGCAACUAAAGUCAGAGAAGAUGGAUUUAAAUAUGUACGUUUCAUUUUUUCAAGGCGAGCUCGGCUCUACCAUCGAGCACGCGGUGAAAGGGACUGUGGACACAGUCUUGUGUGAAAUUGCAAAAGUUGUCGGCGGCAAAUUCACUGAAUUCCGAAUGGAAAUGGCUGGAAAAGAGAAAGAGAAUGAAAGUCUGAAACUGAGAUUGGAAAAUCUGAAGCUGAGAUUGGAGAUAUCAGAGAGCGAGUUGAAAGCAGUGCGGGAAUGCAUGAACGCUGCAGAUGCAGACAUUAAACAACCUCUCAGAAACAUGAACCCCGACUGUCAUGAACAAUACUUUCGUAAUGUGAACCAGGGAUUAUUCAUCAGAGUUAAAGAUAAUAAAGAGAGGCAGGGUUUCACUGAAGAAGAUGAGGAGCCAAAGGUAGAAGCUGUUUAUGCACGACAGGAACUCUUUGACCAUGAACAGUGCGCAAGUUUAAUGCAGCUAAUAGAGCAGACGUCCUUGCAAGGUAAAGAAGCCCCAAGACCUGAGUCUGUCCACAUUAAAGAGGAGGCAACUGAACUGGAGCCCGUCCACAUUACAGGGGAAGUUUCUAAAGAAACUAAAGUCAAUAUGCUAGAGGAGAAUAUAGUUAAGCUGGGAUCUAGCCAUUGUGAGGAUUGGCCUCCUGAAAUGGUCCACAUGAAACACAAUCAGUCUAGUGUUGGAGAAGAGGGCACUGUGCUGGGGUCCAUUCAGAGGAAACAUCACACCCCAGAAGAUGGAAAGGAGGAAGGAGCAAUGCCAUGCACUAGCAGCACAACAUCAGAUAUAGGAAGACACAACUCCACUCCUGAACCCCAGGGAAAAAUGCAGUACAAGAAACACAGAGAGUCGUCACCCCCAGAUGAAUAUGUGAAGAAACUGAGAACGCCCUCAGUUCAAAAUCUUUCUGUACAAGAUAGCAGAUCACUUACUCUGGGUUACAUAGUGACUCCACAUCCUGAGGGUGUUUACAGUUCUGCAACCCAGGGCAACUUCAUUCCCCUACAAACUCCCCAGCAGAUUCCUUCAGAGCAGAUCUUGUAUCACUGUACUGAAUGUGGCACCAAUUUCAGUGACCUGGAAAACAUGACAGCACACCGACAGAUUCACAAAGAAGAGAAACCCCAUCACUGUACUGAAUGUGGAAAAAGCUUCAGAUGGGUAGGUGGACUUAAAAUACACCAGCGUAUUCACACAGGAGAGAAACCCUACCUCUGUACUGAGUGUGGGAAGAGUUUUAAACACAAAUUCGGCCUUCAGUCACACCAGCUAAUUCACGCGGGAGAGAAACUGUUUCACUGCACUGUUUGCGGGAAGAGAUUCAGAGGGUCAGUGAACUUAAAAGUACACCAGCGAAUUCACACUGGAGAGAAACCUUAUGAAUGUCCUGUAUGUGGAAAGGGUUUCAGUCGGAGAGACCACCUUAGAAUACACCACAGAAUCCACACAGGAGAGAAACCCUUUGAGUGCACUGAGUGUGGGAAGAGAUUUAUAGAGUCAAAUAAACUAAAGAGACACCGUCGAGUUCACAGAGAUUUAGUUAGUUAGGAAAAAAAAUAGUUUACAGAAUGAAAGCACCUCAAUCACACCAGAGUACCAAAACAGACACACGUUUCCCUCUCUCAAUUUGAAUCGCAGGUAACUGUUAAAAUAUAAUUAUAAUAAAAUGUAAUUAAAAUGAAGAACAAUUCAUAGCCUGCAAUGUAUGCAAAUUAUUUUAGCCCUGUGAUCUACAACACCUAUAUAAUGUGAUUUGGGUGUUAAUAUACUGCAACACAUGGAAAGCAGAAGGAUGUUGGUGAUUACUCAAGGAGCAGGUGUAACCGGCUUAUUCCUCAGUGCAGCAACUGCAUUGGCCGACGUGCCUAUCAGCACAGUGCUGGGAGUUCAUGGAAUGGUGACAUAUUUGCAGAAAGCCAUCAGCGGGAAUCUAUAACUGCAGCAUACAAAUGUGUGUCAUGCAUUGUGAUAAGCAAGAGAGGUGAUACAGUGAUUCGAAUUUCAUGAGCUGCAACAAUGGACAGUUAUUGAGAUCAUAAUAACAUCACAAUGCAAGUUAACCAAUUGCUACACUUUCCUUGUUUUAUACUGAUAACAUAUUUCAAUCAAUAUUACAGUUUAUGGUCACAGUUAUAUCCUUAUAUUAUUGAAUUAAAGGGAGCCCUGAAUUACUGCCACAGCAACAUGUGUGCUACAGAAGAUUUGUAAAAGUCAAAUUGCGUUUGGCGCUGCUGUGCGUGUUUUUGGCAAGUCAAGAGUGACAGAUAGGCAGGUUUCGCAUGGUCAUGGUUUAAGAAACAGUGGGAGGUUCUAAUAUUUUGUCCACAGCAAUUUUUAAACUGUGAUGUCACAACAGUUUUAGGGAUAAGUCUGCGUGGAUUGUUAGUAUCGAAUUUACUGUGCAAAUCAUGAAGCUAGUGCUUAUGAUAACAAGUCUUAACUGUAUUACAAACGGAACAUCACCAACAAGGAAAGUAACUGUGGGUCAACUGCAAUGAACUGAAAGGAGCGUACUAACUGGGGAUGAUCCCGUGGUUAGUACAGAGGACAGUACUAAACAGUACGUAAGUUAAUACCAAUUGCAACGAACUAAGCAGCUCAAGAUAGUCCCCAGAUGCAUACUAAAAAAAAUGGUCUCAACUGCAAUUACAGUUAUUUCUACAAGGCAGGAGAGCUGUGUGUUGGAGAUACAAUUUGUCAGUACUUUGUUGCUUAACCAGCAGGAGAAGUUUCAUUGUUCUGGAUAAUGCGAUACCAAGAUCCGCCAGGAUGUGUCUCCAGAACCAACAAAGGAACCUCACCUGCAGAUAUAGCUCAACUUUUCUGUGGAUAGAGAAGUGAUACUUACCGGUGUGCUCUCCAACGUGUUCCUGUGGACGAAGGGAAAUAAAGUAGAGCACGGACUGAAAUAACAAAAAGAGGUCUAAACACUCCAUGGGGGGGCAGAACAUCUAACUGACCUCUGUUGUUUUCAGUGUGAAGAAUCUCAAGUGCUGGUUUUACUCAGCCAGUGAAGAACACCUGGACUGUCAAUAGUUGUGAAUAUGCGGACACUAUCUUUAGAAUUUGUGUUUGGAUCAGCCAAACACAAUGGUUCAGUCAGAGACUGGAAACGUGAGUCAGUGCUCCUUGUUUAAGUCUUUUGUUGGGGAAUAAAUAAAUACACCGUCUACUGGCUAAGCCAAAAUUAAGCUUGUCUGUCAUAUUUUAUACCACCAGUUUGGAAUCCAGCAAACAGUAGCAUUUGUUACACGAGGCAUU
Molecule: messenger RNA, 3803 nt
Organism: Acipenser ruthenus (sterlet)
Lineage: Eukaryota; Metazoa; Chordata; Actinopteri; Acipenseriformes; Acipenseridae
Product: zinc finger protein 180-like
Exons: 3
Coding region: 537-2090 (517 amino acids)
Biological process (GO): regulation of transcription by RNA polymerase II
Cellular component (GO): nucleus
Molecular function (GO): RNA polymerase II cis-regulatory region sequence-specific DNA binding; DNA-binding transcription factor activity, RNA polymerase II-specific
Source: RefSeq, a predicted model, not a curated record